Capronia coronata CBS 617.96 is the source of this 1812-nucleotide messenger RNA. Its product is annotated as D-lactate dehydrogenase (cytochrome). Bases 1 to 1812 code for a protein of 603 amino acids. Gene Ontology annotation, cellular component: mitochondrion. Lineage: Eukaryota; Fungi; Ascomycota; Eurotiomycetes; Chaetothyriales; Herpotrichiellaceae. Gene Ontology annotation, molecular function: D-lactate dehydrogenase (cytochrome) activity; D-lactate dehydrogenase (NAD+) activity; FAD binding. The record is from RefSeq and is a predicted model, not a curated record. The transcript has 3 exons. Gene Ontology annotation, biological process: lactate catabolic process.
AUGGCGGGGAAGAUGCGAUGCGGCUUGCAGUUGCUUGAACCAUGGACUCAGCGCACCAUCGCCUCCACAACAACUCGUCCCACGGCAUGCCGAGUGCCGCUCCCAUCGCAGCCGGGAAAGGGAUUCAGGCAAGCACGUAGUGGCAGAAGGACCUAUUCAUCAUCCAAAGCCACCGCAGCAGAGCUACAAGCAAGACCUCAUCUUCCCAUAUGGACGACAAGCAGGGUGUUGCUCCUCGCCGGUGCACUGGCUUCGAUCGGCUAUGUGGUCGGCGUGAACGAUGCGGGCAGCCACGUCGACGAGCUGCAUCCUCGCCAGCCCAGACUUCCCAAAUAUGCGUCAAAAAAGGAAAUGGACAAGGCGAUCGAUGAGCUUCGUCAACUUUUCGGUGAAGACGCCAUCAGCACCGACGACGAAACCCUCCAAGCCCACGGUUACUCGGAGUGGUCGUCGAUCAACAUCGACCAACUACCAGUGGCAGUGGCAUAUCCCAAGAGCACCGAAGAAGUGUCCCAGAUCGCCAAAGUCGCAUGCAAGUACAAAAUCCCCAUGAUCCCCUAUUCCGGCGGCUCGUCCCUGGAAGCCAACUUCUCGGCUCCCUUCGGCGGCAUCAGCAUCGACUUUGCGUUCAUGGACCAGAUCCUGGCCGUGCACGACGACGACAUGGAUGUGGUGGUGCAGCCGGCGGUGUCGUGGAUGGACUUGAACCAGAAGCUGCAGUCCAGAGGCCUAUUCUUUCCCGUGGAUCCUGGCCCAUCGGCCAAAAUCGGCGGUAUGGUCGGCACGUCGUGUAGCGGGACCAACGCCUUUCGCUACGGCACGAUGAAGGACUGGGUAAUCAAUCUCACCGUGGUGCUGCCGGACGGCCGGAUCAUCAAGACCAGACGGAGACCUCGCAAGACCUCUGCCGGCUAUAACCUCACCGGCCUCUUUGUCGGCGCCGAAGGCACUCUGGGGAUUGUGACUGAAGCCACUCUCAAGCUGGCCGUCGUCCCUCCCGAAACCAAGGUCGCGGUCGUGACGUUCCCGACCAUUCGAGACGCGGCCGCCGCCGCCAUGCAGGUGAUCCGCUCCGGCGUCCCCGUAGCGGCGAUGGAGAUCAUGGACGAUGUGCAAAUGUCGGUUGUCAACAGGGCCGGAGGAACCAACAGGACUUGGAAGGAGGUGCCCACGCUCUUCUUCAAGUUUGCCGGCACCCCGGCCAGUGUACAGGACAACAUCAAGAUGACCACUCGCAUCGUCAAGAACAACCAAGCCAAAGACUUCAUCUACGCAAAAGACGACGUCGAGGCCCACGAUCUGUGGAAGGCCCGCAAAGAAGCCUUGUGGAGCAUGUUGUCCUUGCGCCGCCCAGGUGAUGAAGUAUGGUCUACCGACGUGGCUGUCCCUAUCUCAAGACUGCCAGAUAUUGUUGAUAAAACGAAAGAGGAACUCGACGACCUCGGUCUUUUCGCCAGCGUCCUUGGCCACAUCGGCGACGGCAACUUCCACACCUCGAUCAUGUACAACCGCAAAGACCCUGUCGAGAGAGAACGCGUGGAGCAUGUCGUGCAUAACAUGGUCCAUCGGGCUUUGGAAAUGGAAGGCACCUGCACCGGCGAACACGGCGUCGGCCUAGGCAAGAAGGAAAGCCUCGUCGAAGAAUUGGGCCUCGACACCAUCGGCGUCAUGCAGACUCUCAAGCGCAGCCUGGAUCCGCACUGGUUGAUGAACCCGGGCAAAAUCUUUGAAGCCGUCAAUGCCGACAAGACGAAAAAUCAACCCCAAGCCACGGCGGCGUCGACGCUCGACAGACCGAGCAACAAACAAUAA